UGAAGAACACAACAUCAAUUUCCAAUAGAACCCUUCUGGCUUCUGUCAAUUUUUAGAACCUGGACCACCAGGCGGCGCCGCAUCGCAGCGAACCCGAAUCGCAGGAAACUUCUCGAAUCUUCUCGAAGUUUCGCGAUCCUCCCCUCCCCUCCCCUCCCCUCUCUUCUGCUCUCCCCUAAACCCUAGAUCCCCGAGCCCAUCUAUCCGCCUUCUCAUGGACCACCACCCGUGGCGCUUCCCCGCCGCCGGCGACGACCUCUGCCCGGUCUGCGCCGCGCCCCACUUCCCCUUCUGCCCGCCUCCGCCUCCGCCCCUCCCGCCCCACCCCUUCCCCUACGAUCUCCACCCGCCUCCGCCCCCUCCCCCGCCGGAGUACCACGCCCCCUUCCACCCGCCGCCGCCGCCUCCCCCGCCGGAGUACCAUGCGCCCUUCCACCCUCCGCCGCCGCUUCCUCCUCUGCCGGAGUACCACGGCCCCUUCCACCCUCCGCCACCGCCGCCGAUGUGGGUCCCUCCGCAUCCCUACGAGCUCAUCGACAUGGAGGGCCCCCACAAGCGGAUGCGCGUGGCCGAGCCGCCCCCGUUCGAUGCGUACGGCGAUGGGAUCCCACCCCCGCUGCCGCCGCCGGGCGAUCGGCUGCUAGGCUUGAUCCGAGAUCACGGUCGCCCCCCGCUGCCGCCGCCAGAGCUGUUGCACGGCGAACCGUAUCCUCCGGAUCGAUUCGGCUAUGGAGGAGGUAGAGGCUAUCCUCCUUCAAAUUAUAACAAUCCCUAUAUGCAAGGAGGUAAUUUCCCCGAUUACGAGCACGGCGGAAUGUUGCCGCCUGAGCAUGAGAUGCAUGCUUUAGGUCCGGGUUUUGUGCCUGGAGGGCCUCAGGAGAGGUAUUUCAACCAUGACCACCAUUACCAUCGCUUCCAGCGUGAGGAAUCACCUGGCGCGCCGCCGCGCCCUCCACCGAUUCGAUAUGCUGAGACAAGAAGCCGUUAUGAUUCCCGCAGUUGGCAUCCUGAGGCAGAUGCUCCACCACCACCAACAGAGCCUCCUGUACCUUCUCCCCCAGAUUAUCAUGCCACACCACCUCCGCAGAGUGUUAAAUCAUCGUUGUUUCCAAUUCAUUCUGGUUCUCCAUCUGCAACUAUGCGUCCACCUAGUUCUCAGGCUUCGCACCAAGCUUGCCCGAUGCCUGCAAAUUGUUACAAUGGACCCAGCCACAAUGAGGUAUCGGGUUCGACAUAUCAACCACAUUUAGAGCAGCAGUUGGGAGAUGGAAGGCAAACCCACGCUCAUCGUUCCAUCAACAAUGCUAAAAUCAGUGUGAUUAAUGCCUCCAACUUGUUCAAGCAGCCACUUCAUGGGUCACGGCCUGAUCAUAUUGUUAUCAUCCUCCGUGGGCUGCCAGGUAGUGGAAAGAGCUAUCUUGCAAAGGCAUUGCGUGAUCUUGAAGUUGAGAAUGGUCGAAAUGCACCUAGAAUUCAUUCAAUGGAUGACUAUUUCAUGAUUGAGGUUGAGAAGAAAGUCGAAGACAACGAAGGGUCAAAAUCUUCUAAUACAUCUAAAGGAAGAAAGCAGCUGACCAAGAAAGUGAUCGAGUAUUGUUAUGAGCCUGAAAUGGAGGAGACAUACAGAUCGAGCAUGUUGAAUGCAUUUAAGAAGACCCUUGAUGAAGGGAGUUUUACAUUUGUGAUUGUGGAUGACCGCAAUCUGCGGGUAGCUGAUUUUGCUCAAUUUUGGGCAAGUGCGAAGAAAUCAGGCUAUGAAGUGUACUUGCUGGAGGCACCAUACAAGGAUCCAACAGGCUGUGCUGCUAGGAAUGUGCAUGGGUUUACAGUAGAUGAUGUGAAAAAAAUGGCAGCAGACUGGGAAGAGGCUCCACCACUAUAUCUUCGACUAGACAUCCAUUCAUUAUUCCAUGACGACAAUCUCCAAGAGCAUUCUAUUCAAGAGGUGGAUAUGGACACAGAAGAUGUUGAUGAUGUCAAUAACGCAGCAACUAGUACUGAAGCUGAAAACACACAGAAGUCUGAAUCACUAGAAAAUGGACAUGAUCAAGACAUCUCAGAAGCAGGACAAAAGUGGGACUCACCAGAAGACGAUGACCUGGAUGGCUACAAAGAGUUAGGACAGAGUAAAUGGUCCAAAGAUUUUGAUGAGGAUAUCGAGAAGUCUGAACAUGCAGAGGGAAGUACACGUGCUCUUUCUGGGUUGGCUAAAACCUACGGCACUCAUCGAAAAACAGUUAGCUGGGGAGACAGGCUCGAAAAGGGUGGUUUUUCUAUUGGUGCAGCUAAGAGAAGACUGACUUCUUCAUUAAUCAUAGGACCUGGAUCAGGAUACAAUUUGGUUUCCAACCCCUUAGCUGAAGGUAAUUCCAUGCAGACAAAGGGGGCAAUCAACAAUGAUACAAAAAAGCGAUUCAGCGAUCAACUCCGUGAUGAAGGUGAAUCCUUCAGGGCAGUUUUUGAUAAGCGAAGACAGCGCAUUGGAGUUUUUGGCAAUGGAGACGGCGAGUGACCCUGAUAAGAGGCCUCUGAUAGCUUCUCUUGAUUGUCAGCACACUCUAGUCAUGGCUUGGUCGACAAGCUCAGGCCGCUUAGAGUCUCAUCAAUUUUGCUCCGAUGCAAAUCUGCAGCUUGGAACGUACUGCGGCCUGACCCAUUCCCAUCUACACAGUUCAAGUGGGGAAUUUGUUUGGCAUCCCCUUGGUAAUUGACAGAAGGGUCUUGGGAACCUGUUCGGUUUUGUUGUAUCUGUAAGCUGCCGCCAAUACCAAAGGGCUGCUAGUUUAAAGGGGCGCCCUCGUAUAAUGUAUCAAGAGACACUGAAUGAUCCAUUAUUAUUCAAUACUCCCUCCAUGUCUAGAUUCGUAGCUCCAGACUUCUAGGAUAGAUCAAAUCUCAUCCUAUGUGGUCACAUUUUGGGGGCAGAUGAAGUAUAUAACAAUUUUUUAGCAGGGUGAUGUAUUGCUUCGGUUCUGUACAUUAGGGCGAGAAAUUUGCUUGCCAGAAUAGAAAGCAGCUUCAUACCAGAACUGUUUGAGCGUGUUCCUGCUCCUACCUCUGGUUACAUAACAAUUAUUGUUUUCAAUAAGAUGAUGUCUCCAAAAGGUAACUUUGACCGUAAUUUGUUCAAUUACAAUAUAUAUAUGGUA
Molecule: messenger RNA, 3149 nt
Organism: Oryza brachyantha (malo sina)
Lineage: Eukaryota; Viridiplantae; Streptophyta; Magnoliopsida; Poales; Poaceae
Product: YLP motif-containing protein 1
Exons: 13
Coding region: 215-2512 (765 amino acids)
Biological process (GO): regulation of telomere maintenance
Cellular component (GO): nucleus
Source: RefSeq, a predicted model, not a curated record